Molecule: messenger RNA, 2103 nt
Organism: Penicillium malachiteum
Lineage: Eukaryota; Fungi; Ascomycota; Eurotiomycetes; Eurotiales; Aspergillaceae
Product: DNA-directed DNA polymerase IV
Exons: 4
Coding region: 1-2103 (700 amino acids)
Biological process (GO): double-strand break repair via nonhomologous end joining
Cellular component (GO): nucleus
Molecular function (GO): DNA binding; DNA-directed DNA polymerase activity
Source: RefSeq, a predicted model, not a curated record
AUGGAGUGGAAGGCGCCUAGCAAGAGAGCCUUCUUUGAAGCUCUCGAGAGAUUAGACCAAUCAGAUGACAGUGAUGAUGGAUAUGACUUCUUGAAAACAGUUGCGCCUCUUAGGCCUUCCACUAUUUCAAACUCAACUGACGUUGAUUUUUCAUCUUGCCCGAAGACUUCGUUGCCUGGAACGCUUGCACGCGCAAACACAGAUCCAAAAUUAUUUUCAGAUAAGAGACUGAGAUCUAUCAAGGACAGAGCAGUUGAACUAAAUCACCCACGAAGAACCGAGUCGUCUGCCACAUCAGAGGUGAGGGGUGUUCAAAGGUCCAAUACAACCGGAAGCAUGCCUGCGACCAAAAGUGGAGCUCCUGCUUCAAAGAAACGGAAGUCAAACAGCAAUAACACAAAGGUGGUGCCUGAAGACCAGCAGAUUUUCAAGGAACUUGUCUUUUUCUUCUUUCCCAACAACGAUGUAUCUCCAGCACGGCGGCUUAGGAUCCAGCGUGCUCGGGAGUAUGGGGCGCAAUGGGCUCUUAGCCUUUCCGAAGAAGUGACACAUGUGAUUGUGGACAAAGGGUUGCGAUACCAGGACCUUCUCAAGCACAUCAAAUUGGAGAUCAUUCCUGAAGGCAUCGCUCUCGUCAAUGAAACUUACCCGUCCGAUUGCAUCAGAUUCCGCUCGAUGCUAAGUUCAUCAUAUGAACGCUUCCGAGUUGAUGGAGUCCCAGAGAUAGCCGAAAAGGCCAAUCCCACCACAUGUGCAGAACUAGAGCCGGAAACUCCUGCAUCGCUACCUGUCAAGAAAUCCAAAAGAGAACUGGAGCAGAGUCAAGAGUCCAGUCAAAAAUCCACUGUGGAAAAUGACCUUGUAGCACCGUCUGCUGCGCCGGCUCAGGAGAUCGAUCAAAGUGCGACAAGUCGCGAACGCGAUGCUUUGGACGACUUGAUCGACGAGUCAAGAGCAAUAACAGAUAAACAAUCGGACGACGAGUCUACUGCCUCAUCAGACUCUGAACGACACCGGAAGAUUCCCGAACUACCUAAAGAAAAGCGGACCAAAUCCUGGGCCAUGAGCUUCGCAUGCAUGCAGAAGCCGGAUUCCGAUGCACCUCGAAACAACCCAAACAAGAGAACCAUAGAAAUCUUACAACAAAUGUCCGAUUACUAUGAACGAAUGGCAGAUCACUGGCGCAGUUUUUCUUAUCGCAGGGCGAUCAACGCUUUGCGCAGACAAACCGAGAAGAUUGUUACACGAAAGCAAGCUCGGUCUAUUCGCGGUAUCGGGGAGCGAUUGGCGGAUAAGAUCGAAGAGAUCGUGCUGACAGACCGACUCCGCCAACUUGACAAUACGGGCUCCACACCGGAGGACCGAAUCGUUCAGGAAUUCAUUGGCAUCUUCGGUGUUGGUCUGAUUCAAGCGUAUAAAUGGUUGGCUCAAGGAUUUCGGUCCCUGGAGGACCUCCUGACCAAUGCGCAGUUGAGCCCCAACCAGCGUAUCGGUGUGGAGCACUACCACGACUUCAUGCAGCGAAUCCCGCGUAAGGAGGUUGAAGCCCAUGGUGUGAUUGUUCAGAAGGCCGUCCACUCGAUUGAUCCAGACAUGCAGGUGAUCAUCGCGGGGUCUUACCGCCGCGGGGCACUGGAUUCAGGGGACAUCGACGUCCUUAUAACGAAGCCUGAUACAUCCCUGGACCAUAUCCGAUCCCUUAUGAAUGACCAGGUGAUUCCCAAACUAUUUGCCGAUGGUUUCCUUCAGGUUGGACUUGCAACAUCUCGCCAAGAUGAUCAUGAUGGAUCUAAAUGGCAUGGGGCAUCUACUCUCCCCGGGAGUACGAUCCGGCGACGUAUCGAUCUUCUUUUCGUGCCUGGCGAAGAAUUUCGGGCAGCGUUGAUUUAUUUUACUGGGAAUGACAUUUUCAAUCGCAGUAUGCGACUCCUUGCCCAUAAAAAAGGGUUAUGUUUGAAUCAGCGCGGGCUUUAUGCAAAUGUGCUACGCAACGCGCAGCGGGUGAAGGUCAACCCGGGCCGAUUACUGGAGAGUCGGGAUGAGCGUCGAAUUUUCGCUUUACUAGGAGUGCCGUGGCGACCACCUGAACAGCGAAUAUGCUAA